This is a messenger RNA of Diachasma alloeum, 2409 nucleotides long. RefSeq names its product threonine--tRNA ligase, cytoplasmic (gene ThrRS). Gene Ontology annotation, molecular function: ATP binding; threonine-tRNA ligase activity. The transcript is spliced from 5 exons. NCBI's taxonomy places the organism in Eukaryota, Metazoa, Arthropoda, Insecta, Hymenoptera, Braconidae. The record is from RefSeq and is a predicted model, not a curated record. Bases 57 to 2192 code for a protein of 711 amino acids. Gene Ontology annotation, biological process: threonyl-tRNA aminoacylation. Gene Ontology annotation, cellular component: cytoplasm.
CCUUCAUGACGUAGUUUCGUCAGUGCAUCCAUAGUGCCCACAUUAUUUUGACCAUCAUGAGUGACGAGGUGACAGCCGGCAUUGAAAAUCUCAAUGUUAAAACUGAAAAGGCGAAAAUGAAGGGCAAGGAAAAGAAAACAGCACCCGAGAAGAGCGCUGUAUCUGAGCUGAAGCCAUGGCCCGCAUACAUCCAGGAUCGUCUGGACCUAUGGGACAAACUAAAAUCUGACUACGAUGCGGACGUGGCAGCGAAGCCCUCUGCCGAGAUCACAGUGACCCUUCCCGAUGGGAAGCAACUCCCAGCCCAAUCCUGGCGUUCAACUCCCUACGACAUAGCCAAGGGUAUAAGCCAGGGCCUAGCAGACAACACGGUCAUAGCAAAGGUGAACAACGAGCUCUGGGACCUGGACAGGCCUUUGGAAUCCGACUGCAAGCUGGAGCUCAUAAAGUUCGACCACCCAGAGGGUCAACAAGUAUUCUGGCACUCGUCAGCGCACAUCCUAGGCGAAGCAAUGGAGCGAGUCUACGGAGGCUGCCUCUGUUACGGGCCUCCAAUUGAAAAUGGCUUCUACUACGACAUGUUCCUGGGUGAGAAGGGAAUCUCCAACACAGACUUUCCCUACCUCGAGUCUCUCUACAAAAACAUCGUGAAGGAAAAGCAACCAUUCGAGCGUCUGGAGAUGAAGAAGGAAGACCUCUUGGAGAUGUUCAAGUACAACGAGUUCAAAGUCAGGAUUCUGAACGAGAAAGUCACUACCCCAACCACCACUGUCUACAGAUGUGGACCUCUGAUCGACCUCUGCAGAGGUCCCCACAUUCGUAAUACCGGAAAAGUUAAAGCCAUUAAAAUAACGAAGAACUCGUCAACUUACUGGGAGGGCAACGCCAACGCUGAGAGUCUCCAACGUAUCUAUGGCAUCAGUUUUCCAGACACUAAGCAGUUGAAAGAGUGGGAGAAAUUCCAGGAGGAGGCUGCCAAGAGGGAUCACAGGAAGAUCGGUCGGGAGCAGGAGCUCUUCUUCUUCCACGAGCUGUCCCCAGGGUCCUGCUUCUUUCAGCCACGUGGUGCUUACAUUUACAAUACUCUAGUCGAGAUGAUCAGGUCCGAGUACAAGAAGAGAGGUUUCCAGGAGGUCGUCACUCCGAAUAUUUACAACAGUCGAUUGUGGCAGACGUCUGGGCAUUGGCAGCACUAUGCCGAGAAUAUGUUCUCGUUUGAUGUCGAGAAGGAGACGUUUGCACUGAAGCCCAUGAACUGCCCUGGCCACUGCAUGAUGUUCGACGUUCGCAACAGAUCCUGGAGGGAGCUCCCUCUGAGAAUGGCUGACUUUGGGGUUCUCCAUCGUAACGAGCUGUCCGGAGCUCUCACUGGACUCACCAGGGUAAGGAGAUUCCAGCAGGACGACGCUCACAUCUUCUGCACUAAUGAACAGAUCAAGCAGGAGAUGCUGGCUGCCCUCGACUUCUUGAGACACGUUUACACUGUCUUCGGGUUCACCUUCAAUCUUUGCUUGGCGACGAGACCUGACAAGUACCUCGGGGAGUUGGAGGUGUGGAAUGACGCUGAGAAAGCACUUUCCGAGAGUUUGGAUGCCUUCGGGCAGCCUUGGACGCUGAAUCCUGGAGAUGGAGCUUUCUAUGGGCCCAAGAUUGAUAUCACCAUCAUGGAUGCGUUGAAGAGGCCACAUCAGUGCGCUACCAUUCAAUUGGAUUUCCAAUUGCCCAUUAGGUUCAAUCUUUCAUAUGUUAAUGAACAUGGGGAGAAGACCAGGCCAGUUAUCAUCCACAGGGCCAUCCUUGGAUCUGUCGAGAGAAUGAUCGCUAUUCUCACGGAGUCUUAUGCUGGAAAAUGGCCAUUCUGGCUAUCCCCCAGGCAGGUCAUGGUCAUUCCAGUCGGGCCUCCACUGGAUGAUUAUGCAUUCCAAGUUAAAGAGAAGCUCUGGAGUGCUGGGUUCAUGGCUGAAGUUGAUAUUGAUGACAGUGACACCAUGAACAAGAAGAUCAGGAAUGCGCAAUUGGCGCAAUUCAAUUUCAUUCUCGUUGUCGGAGAGAAGGAGAAAGCUGCUGGAACGGUGAACGUUAGAACGAGGGAUAACGUUGUGCACGGGGAAAUUCAAAUCGACGAGCUCAUCACUAAAUUCCAUAAAUUCAAGGAGACCAAGGAUCGCGCAUGUGAAGAAAAAUUCCAGUAGGAUUUUUCGUUGUGCAGAAGACGAUGAACUUUGGGGAUUUUCCACACGUCGACGAAUAAUUUAAUAUUUAUUUCGUUCAUGCAGGACAGAGGUCGCGUGGUAUUCAGCAUUUAAUGUAACUGCGGAUAUUCCAUGAUAUGUAAUGAGACUCUCAAUGGAGCUUCUUCGGGUGUACUUUCACAUUUGAAUAAAGAUUAUAGGGAAUUUCGACACAAAA